GCGCCCAUGCCAGCCCGUUACAAUGUUACAGGGACAGUUUGAUCUAAAUGGGAUGUACAAGACUGGAGAUGUGAUUCUAGGGGGGCUGUUUCAAAUCCACUUCUUUUCAAGUGUUGCUAUUCAGUCUUUUACUUCACAACCACAACAGCCUACUUGCAGUGGUGUUUAUGCCCUAGGAUUUAAGCUCGCACAAACCAUGGCCUUUGCUAUUGAUGAAAUCAACAGAAACUCAAACCUGCUAUCAAAUGUGACCCUGGGAUAUACUCUGUAUGAUAGCUGCCAAGAACUUGGAAUUGGAUUCCGUGCAGCAUUGUCAUUAGCCAAUAGUCAAGAAGAGAAAAUUAUAUUAAAUGGUACAUGUUCUGGAAAUCCUCCAGUCAUAGGGAUUGUGGGUGAUCCGUCCUCUACACCUUCAAUUGCCAUCUCCAACGUCUUAGGUUUGUACAGAGUACCUAUGGUGAGUUAUUUUGCCACAUGUUCCUGCCUGAGUGACCAUCAAAAGUAUCCAUCCUUCUUUAGGACAAUCCCAAGUGAUGCUUUCCAGGUACGUGCUAUGAUCCAGAUUCUAAAACACUUUGGCUGGACUUGGGUAGGUCUGCUUGUCACUGAUGAUGAUUAUGGACUUCAUGCAGCAAGAUCCUUUCAGUCUGAGCUGAAUCUUUCGGGUGAAGCUUGCCUGGCCUACACUGAGGUUUUGCCCUGGAACAAAGACACAGAUGAACUCAGGAGGAUCGUUGCUGUGAUGAAAAAAUCCACAGCUCGAGUUGUCAUUGUCUUUGAACAUUACAGUCGCGUGAUAAAUCUUAUGGAAGAGGUGAACCAGUUUUGGGAAUUUGCAUUUCAGUGCAGGUUUGCUCCAGCUCCAGCAGGCUGGCUGGAAGGUGGAGGUGCAUUAUGCACUGGAGAGGAAAAUCUUGAAAAUGUGGACAAUGAGUUUUUGGACGUUUCCAACCUGCGGCCUGAGUAUAAUGUGUACAAAGCUGUAUAUGCACUGGCAUAUUCCCUUGAUGACAUGCUGCGGUGCAAGCCAGGAAGAGGGCCUUUCAGUGGGAACAGCUGUGCCACUUUGCAGUCACUGGAGCCUUGGCAGCUUCUUUAUUACUUGGAAAGAGUGAACUUCACCGCCCCAUUUGGUGAUCAAGUGUCAUUUGAUGAGAAUGGUGAUGUGGAGCCAAUUUAUGAUGUGAUGAACUGGUUGUGGCUACCUGAUGGAAGCACUAAAGUUCAAAGUGUGGGUGAGGUUAAGGGGUCAGGUGAAGGUGAAGAACUCAUACUUGAUGAAAACAGAAUCUUCUGGAACUUUGAAUCGAAAAAGCCACCUCGAUCAGUAUGUAGUGAGAGUUGUCCUCCUGGUACCCACAUGGUGAGAGAGAAGGGGAAACCCCAAUGCUGUUUUGACUGCAUUCCUUGUUCUGAAGGAAAAAUCACUAAUAAGAGCAACUCCUUGGAGUGCACCAGUUGUCCAGAGGAUUUUUGGUCAAACCCCCAGCGUGACCACUGUGUUCCUAAGAAGACAGAGUUCCUCUCCUAUCAUGACCCUUUGGGCAUUUGUUUGACAGCAACCUCCUUACUGGGCACAUUUGUAUGUGCUGUUGUUCUAGGGAUCUUUAUCUACCAUCGCAGAACACCCAUAGUGCGUGCCAACAAUUCAGAACUUAGUUUCCAGCUAUUACUGUCACUUAAGUUAUGUUUUCUUUGUUCGUUGCUGUUUAUCGGACGACCCAGGCUGUGGACAUGCCAACUCAGACACGCAGCAUUUGGGAUCAGCUUUGUGCUUUGUGUCUCAUGCAUCUUAGUAAAAACCAUGGUUGUUCUGGCUGUGUUCAAAGCCUCCAAGCCAGGAGGGGGAGCCAGUCUGAAGUGGUUUGGUGCUAUGCAGCAGAGAGGAACAGUUCUGUUUCUUACAUCUAUUCAGGCAGCCAUCUGCACUACCUGGCUUGUCUCUUCCUCUCCAACUCCACAUAAAAACACCCAAUACCACAAUGAUAAGAUUGUUUAUGAGUGUGCAGUGGGGUCCACUGUUGGUUUUGCAGUGUUAUUGGGUUAUAUUGGCAUGCUGGCUGUCCUCAGUUUUCUAAUUGCAUUUCUGGUGAGGAAUCUCCCUGAUAGUUUUAAUGAGGCCAAGCUCAUCACAUUCAGCAUGCUGAUCUUCUGUGCUGUGUGGGUGGCCUUUGUUCCUGCUUAUGUCAGCUCACCAGGAAAACUUGCAGAUGCAGUGGAGGUGUUUGCCAUCCUGGCUUCAAGUUUUGGACUUUUGAUCACACUGUUUGGACCCAAAUGUUACAUAAUCCUGUUGAGACCAGAGAUGAACACAAAGAAAUCUAUUAUGGGUCGUGGCAUUGAGUCAUAAACAGUUCACUAAUUUCAAAAGAAAGAAAAGAGAAAAAUUUCACUCUCCAGUUUUUGCUCCAGACAGAAAAAAAAUGUGUAUUUAAAUACAUUUAAUAUUCCUUUUAAAUCCUUUUAAAGCUUGGUGCUAGUGUCACAUGACUGCAAAUGUACAAAUAUCAUGAUUCAUUCAUGAGUCAGUAAUAUGUAAUUACUGACUCUGUGAUGCUUACUGGUGAAAUUUAACCCCAAUAUAAACAUACAGAUUGUUGAUUUUGAUUGAUAUUUAAAUCAAUUUAAUAUUCCUUUUAAAUCUUGGCGCUGGUGUCACGUGAUUGCAAAUGUACAAAUAUUGUGAUGAAUUCUACUUUCAAUGAUUUUUUAAGAUGCAGCUAAAGUACGCACUAAUCAUACUCUUAAUAUGUAAUUACCUACUCAUUGAGGCUUACUCGUGAAAUGUAACCCCAAUUUAAACAUACAGAUUGUUGAUUUUUUUUGUUUAAUUAAAAAAAAUAUUGUUCCUGUAAAUGCAUACUGAUUAGGGUUCAAUUACAUCAUCCAAUCAAUUUCUGCAUCCUAAUGAACUUUGAAUUAAUCCAUUAAAAAUACAUAGGAGGUGGAUCUUCCCCCUUCACCAGCUUGAAUAAAGUUGACAUCGUUUUUCACCUAACUGCAUUUCAUGUAAAUUGCUAGAGAGUGGGCACACAGUCUAACUAGAAGAAAAUUUUUGACACAUUUAACCAGAUAUUUUUUGAUAAACUGGAAAGGUAUGCGAUGAGAGAGGUGGCAUUGGACUGGGUAAGGAGUUAUUUAAUAAACAAGCGACAACUUAUGAAUCAAACCAAUGCUCAAUCAUCAAAAGUU
Oreochromis niloticus (Nile tilapia) is the source of this 3192-nucleotide messenger RNA. Its product is annotated as extracellular calcium-sensing receptor-like. Gene Ontology annotation, molecular function: G protein-coupled receptor activity. Gene Ontology annotation, biological process: G protein-coupled receptor signaling pathway. NCBI's taxonomy places the organism in Eukaryota, Metazoa, Chordata, Actinopteri, Cichliformes, Cichlidae. The record is from RefSeq and is a predicted model, not a curated record. Bases 23 to 2350 code for a protein of 775 amino acids. Gene Ontology annotation, cellular component: plasma membrane. The transcript has 9 exons.